GUCAUUCGAUUUUGAACCUUGCAUGUGUGACGUCUAAGUUGAAAUCCCAACUGUUUAUUAUUUCGAAAUUAUAUAGAUAUAUAGAGAAGUCGGAUGCCCUAGAAGUCUUGGCUUAAUCAAUAACCGGAAUUUACUUGCAUUUUCGUCUCACUUCAUAGUAUUACACAACCAUGGCUCAAAAUACUCGCCGUAUUUCGGAUGACGCUCAAGGAACAGAGGAGCAUAUCUGUCAAUGCGGACACGAUAAAUAUCGCCGCCAGAGCUCCUCGCAUUCAUCGACUCGAGUAUUCGCUGGAGUAUCUAGCCCACCGGCCAUGCGUUCAGAUUCAUCGGAAAGUCAGGAGAGUGAUGUCCAAGGUGAUAGUGGAGGAGAUGCUCGUAGGCAGAUCAUCCAACUGCAACAGGAGCUGAAAGAUGCUGUCCAAAAACUCAAAGAAGUCACCAAGAUGAACAGUAGGUGGCAAAAAUACGAUAAGGAGAGGGAGGUCAUAGUUGUCAACCUCACUUCACAAUCCAAACAAGCGGAGGGCAAAGUCAGGGAGCUGACGGAGAAAAUUCGGCGUUUAGAGACGAAGCUUGCUGAUCAGCGGAACAGGAGCGAGGAGUUGGAGUUGAGGUGGACGGAUGCUCGAGUGCGGGCCGCCGAGCGAAAGUCAGAAGUGGAGAGGGUACAGCGGGAGCGUGAGGCUGUCAAGGUCACCCUGAAGCAAUCAGAGAAGAAGCGACAGGAGAUGGCUAAGAAACUGGAGGCAGCCAUGAAGCAAGGUGGAGGGUGCAGAGAGCGAGAGGAGGAGGAGGAUGAGAGGAGGAGGGAUGCCGAUAAGGACAGAGACUUGUAUCAUAUGAGCAAGAGAGUGGUAGACCUCAAAGAGAGAGUGGACAUUCUAGAAAAGCAGGCAGCCAGUCAUAAAACGGAGAUUGACCAACAAGCAGACCUCUACACUCAACAGAUUUCAAUUUGCCUUGAUGAUUUCAAACACGAGAAGAAAGACAGAGAACAAAGCCAGAAAGAGACUGCUGACCUUAAAAAACAACUGAAGAAAGCCGAGGAUUUUGCCAGCUCUCUCAAAGUUCAGAUCACGAGAUAUCAGGACCAACAAAAGCCUAGGGCUCCAAGAUACGUCAAACCAGCAACGCAACAUGUUCAGAAAUAUUAUGCCAACAUGUAUGACGAGAAUUUAGGCUCUUGGGAUGAUGCUGACUAUGCCCUCCCAAGUGACGUAGUCCGUGACCAAGCGGAGGUCGUGACCCCGGCGGGCCGACGACGCCCCCAAACAGCAUCUCUUGUGGAUCUGCCCCCUCAUUACGAUGAUCGCUCUAUAUUGGGACACGUCAUUACUUCUCCUCCGAAAACAUAUCAGAUUGGAACAAUAGCAGCGGCCCAGACGCAGAGGGUCGAGGAAUUAGUAUGUCAUUGAUCUGGAGAUCCAAUAUGAGUAAUAUUACCUUCUAUUUAUUUAUUUGUUAACAUGUAUGAACUAACUUCUCAGGGGUCACAAGUGUCGCAACCAUUUCAGGGCGUGAUAUAAAAUUUACUUUUUAGGGUAAUUUAAAAGAAAUAGUCAAUUUCGAUGGCCAUUGAAAACAUAAUGUUUUGUAGUUGAUAUCAAUAUAUGCCAACUUCAAAUGGAAUCAUACCAAUGCAGAAAAUUGAAUGUACCUAAAAAGACUUUACAAAAAUUAUGAACAGGCUUGAUCUAUAGAUUCAAAUAAAUGAAAAAGAGAUCACUUCUAUUCUUUUUCAUCAUAUUCCAAUAGUCACUUUUGAAACAACUGGGAAAAAUUUCUCAUACCGGUACACAAUCUGGGGCUGAAGUACAAAGCGAUUAUGCAUUUGAUGAAAAUAAUCACUCUCCACCUUGGUUUUAUAUAUAUAUAUCUAUUUAUGAUCUUGUUGCACAAGAUCUGUUAUACAGCAGUACUAGAAAAACUUGAAGGCAUCAUUUGUAUAUUUUUAAUCGUUUGUACACAAGCACUCAUGUGAGUAGAUUAAAAAGUUAUUUUCCUCAUGUUUGUCAAUUUUUUAAGACAUGUAGCACCUUUCCUAAAAUAUUUGGCUUUUAGUUUUCCAGUUUUCAGAAGCCAGGUUUGGUUUAAUUGUAUAUCUCCUUUGGAACAGUAUUUUUUUUUAAAACCUCCAAAAGUAAUGCCCUCUUCAAGGAAAAAGGACAAAUUACAUUAGAAAUUGAAAUGUUUUAUAUUAUGUUCUAAAAUGGAUACAUUUGUUAUUUUAUAAUAAUCUUGUUUAUUUAGAAGCUGAUAUUCCAUUGUAAUGUCGCAUUAAAAAAUGAAGAGCUUUUCCAUUUCUCAUCUCUAACCAUGAAUAUAACGCCUUUAACAAAAUAUGUUUAAACAUGAUAUAGGAAGAAUCAAAUACCUGUUAAGGAAGUUUAACAAAAAAAUAUAAAUGAUUGCUAGAUUUAAACAAGAUAUUUACCUUUUACAAUGUGUUUAAUUUAUUUAAUGGGAACUAACUUGUGUCUGUAUUUUGUAUUCAAUCGACUGACAGUCUUCCCAAUAUUGGCGAUACUAUUGUAAAAACUAAGUUUAGUUUUUAUUAAUAAAACUUACGUGCAAUAAGUUUGACACUUGAGUAUCAACACUACUACUAAUGUUUUUCAUGUCUUUUAUUGUAAGCAGUGAUGCUCAUUUCGUUUUAGUAAUAUUCGGGAAUAAGUGCAUUUCAAUCUGUUACUAGAUAGACAUGCAAAGCUCUGCUCUGUCAAUGUCUGUAUUUAAUUUUGUUUAAACUUUACAUUUACAAAAAAUUCUUACUGAUGGAUAUGUCUUUAUCACGAUCUUAUCAUUCACUGUAACAAUUGACUCUGUCUUGAUUUGUUCAGUAUUGGUAUUUGGAAAAAAUAGUUGAAAGAUACAACUGUCAUUAUCGAUGUACUCUGUCAUGUUGAAUUUACUCUUUUUAUGCUAUUUUGAAAUUGAAAUAUAUCAGGUAUUUUGUACACAUAAUUAAAUUGAGUUUGUUUUGACUUUUAAUGUUCAAUGUUUUUUACAGUUUUGAAGAAAAUGUUCUUGAUGAACGAAAAUACUUGUUGUUUGGUAUAAGUGCAUAUAUUAAUUGUUGUUUCAUAAAGUGGAAUAAGCCUUUGUCUUCCCAUUUUCUUAUGUAUUGACUGCAUAAACAUGUCCUACUACUUUGUGGAGCUUUCCAGUUUCUGCCAGGCACAUUUCUUGAAGAAAUGGGUGCUUGGAUUUUUUCAAUACUGACUUUGACCAAAUUGGUUAUUAUAAAAACACUUCACCAUGUGAACCACUUAGCAGUAAAGUACACAUGUACUUAUUUAUAAGAUGAAUUGUUGA
This is a messenger RNA of Strongylocentrotus purpuratus (purple sea urchin), 3318 nucleotides long. RefSeq names its product centrosomal protein of 55 kDa. Gene Ontology annotation, biological process: regulation of phosphatidylinositol 3-kinase/protein kinase B signal transduction; mitotic cytokinesis. The transcript is spliced from 5 exons. The record is from RefSeq and is a predicted model, not a curated record. Bases 171 to 1418 code for a protein of 415 amino acids. NCBI's taxonomy places the organism in Eukaryota, Metazoa, Echinodermata, Echinoidea, Camarodonta, Strongylocentrotidae.